Molecule: messenger RNA, 1486 nt
Organism: Anolis sagrei ordinatus
Lineage: Eukaryota; Metazoa; Chordata; Lepidosauria; Squamata; Anolidae
Gene: IQCG
Product: IQ motif containing G
Biological process (GO): sperm axoneme assembly; cilium organization
Cellular component (GO): sperm flagellum; cytoplasm
Molecular function (GO): protein binding
Source: RefSeq, a predicted model, not a curated record
CUGAUCCAUUUCCAGAAGCUGCUUUAGGAGCCAGCUGUCGGCUGGCAGACAUCUCCGCUGGCCUCCUGUUUGGACAUUAAAAGAGCCACUAAAGACAGUGGAGUGGACAAACAGGCCAAAGGGCCAAGGAGGAGUUCGUGAGAGAUGACCAGUCAUCAGAGCUGACCUCUUUGGAUCCCGUCCGGCAAGCGGCUGUCCUGGAGGACUGCGCAGACCAGCUGACCGUCCUGGGCUGCAUCAUGCCAGAGAACUAUGAGGGCAGGAAGGACAUCUGCAACCUCGAUCACCAGGAGAUCAGGGCCAUUCUUGAGACCCAGAAGGAGCUGAGCACUCAAUACAAGGACCUGAUGGAGGCCAGGUCAGAAAGCCAAGCCAAAGUCCCUAUUGAGCUGGGCAAGAUCAUGGACCUCGGGCGACAGCUAGAGGAAACCAGCAGUGACCUGAAGAGGUCCAACCACUUGUUCAACAUGGCCACGAAGCAAAGUGCCCUGUCUGCAGACAACCUCAAGAAGGCCCAAGCAGACAGGCAAUGGGCUCAGGAUGUGAUUUCGGCAACGAUGGACGAACUGCUGACGCUGGGAACCUUCACCAACCUGCAGCACGCCGUGGAUGUUGAAAAAGCCAAGAAGGAGGAUAUCCAUAACCUUAUCAUGAGUGAGAUGCUGGGAAGGAAGAAGAUCAAGAGCCUCCAGAAGCAGCUCAACGACAUCAUGAAGGAGAAGGAGUAUGAGAUGCAUAACCGGAAUGAGAUGAUUACGUACCUCAAAGACCAGCUGCAAGAGAUGAAGGCCAAGACGGAGAUGGAGUACCGCUACGUCAAGAAGGACAGGGGGCUCCAGGUGGCCCAAGUGCAGAAGAAAUGCGCCAAUGCCGAGAACGACUUGCAGAAUGAGAUUGACAAGCUGAGGAACCAAAUAGACCAAGAGACCCGGGUCCACAUGGACAUUGAGAAUUUCCUGAAGCAGCAGCAAGUGAGCAUAGAGGAGAAGCUGGAGUACUGGGUGGAGAAGUAUGAGAAGGACACUGAGGCCAAGCAGCAAGAACUCAACAGCCUGAAGGCCGCCAGAGCAGCUGACCAGGCAGCGCUACAGGAAGCGGCCCGGCUGUGCCUGGCCUAUGAGCAAGCCAUCAUUGAAGACCGCAAGGAGAAGGAGAGUGCUCGGAAGAAGGUAGAGCAAGAUGCUCUGGAGAUGAAGAGUAUCCUCAAGCUGCAGGCCUGGUGGAGAGGCAUGAUGGUCCGCAGGUUCCUGGGUCCUUACAAGCUCCUGAAGAAACUCUUCGAGGAAGAGCAACCGGUCCCACAGAAAGGGAAGAAGGGCAAAGGGAAGCCUGGAGCCAAAAAGAAGAAAUGAGCAGGACGAAGGACAGCAGCAGCAGCAGCACCGGAUUCACGUGUUGCCUUUGGGAAACCAUGUGGUUUGCGAGGGGGCAGCUGUAUGUAUUUAUUUACUUACCAAGGGACCAAAAAUAAAACGGUCAGCACUUA